AUGAGUAGCUUACGAUUCCUCGAUCUGGUCAAGCCGUUCGUGCCGUUCCUCCCCGAGGUUCAGCAGCCGGAGACCAAGGUCCCCUUCAACCAGAAGUUGAUGUGGACCGGUCUGACUCUCCUGGUCUUCUUGAUCAUGAGCCAGAUGCCUCUGUACGGCAUUGUCUCCUCGGACACGUCCGAUCCCCUAUAUUGGCUGCGUAUGAUGAUGGCGAGUAACCGUGGAACGCUGAUGGAGCUCGGUAUUACUCCCAUCAUCUCGUCUGGUAUGGUCUUCCAGCUCCUGGCUGGCACCCACAUGAUCGACGUCAACCUCGACCUCAAGUCCGACCGCGAGCUCUACCAGAGCGCUCAGAAGCUCUUUGCUGUCAUCCUGUCCAUUGGCACCGCCACUGUCUACGUCUUCACUGGUCUCUACGGCCCCCCCUCCAGCCUGGGCGCUGGCAUCGUCUGCCUGCUUAUCCUUCAGCUCGUCGCUGCCGGCAUGAUUGUCAUCCUGCUCGAUGAGCUGCUGCAGAAGGGCUACGGCCUGGGCAGCGGUAUCUCGCUGUUCAUUGCCACCAACAUCUGCGAGUCGAUCAUGUGGAAGGCCUUCUCUCCCACCAGCAUCAACACUGGCCGUGGUCCCGAGUACGAGGGUGCCGUCAUUGCCCUCUUCCACCUGCUCAUGACCUGGCCCAACAAGCAGCGGGCUCUCCAGGAGGCUUUCUACCGACAGAACCUGCCCAACAUCAUGAACCUGCUGGCGACUCUGAUUGUCUUCGCCGCUGUCAUCUACCUGCAGGGCUUCCGCGUUGAGAUCCCCGUCAAGUCGUCCCGCCAGCGUGGUGCCCGUGGCUCCUACCCUGUGCGCCUGUUCUACACCUCCAACAUGCCCAUUAUGCUGCAGUCGGCCCUGUCCUCCAACAUCUUCCUGAUCUCUCAGAUGCUCUACUCGCGCUUCUCCGAGAACCUUCUGGUCCGCCUCUUCGGUGUCUGGGAGGCCAAGGACGGUUCCGCCCAGCUGUCUGCCGUCUCUGGUCUGGUCUACUACAUGUCUCCUCCCCUCAACUUCAAGGACGCCCUGCUCGACCCCAUCCACACCGCUGUCUACAUCGCCUACAUGCUCACUGCGUGCGCCAUCUUCUCCAAGACCUGGAUCGAGGUUUCCGGCUCGAGCCCUCGCGAUGUCGCCAAGCAGCUCAAGGACCAGGGUCUGGUCAUGGCUGGCCACCGUGACCAGAGCAUGUAUAAGGAGCUGAAGCGCAUCAUCCCCACGGCUGCUGCCUUCGGCGGUGCCUGCAUUGGUGCCCUCUCCGUCGCCAGCGACCUCAUGGGCGCCCUUGGCUCCGGAACCGGUACUCUGCUUGCCGUCACUAUUAUCUACGGAUACUUCGAGAUUGCUGCCAAGGAAGGCGAUCUCGCCGGUAUGAAGGGCAUGAUAAUGGGCUAA
This is a messenger RNA of Thyridium curvatum, 1431 nucleotides long. RefSeq lists its product as uncharacterized. Gene Ontology annotation, biological process: SRP-dependent cotranslational protein targeting to membrane, translocation; post-translational protein targeting to membrane, translocation. NCBI's taxonomy places the organism in Eukaryota, Fungi, Ascomycota, Sordariomycetes, Thyridiales, Thyridiaceae. The coding region runs from base 1 to 1431 and encodes 476 amino acids. Gene Ontology annotation, molecular function: signal sequence receptor activity; ribosome binding; transmembrane protein transporter activity. The record is from RefSeq and is a predicted model, not a curated record. The transcript is spliced from 3 exons. Gene Ontology annotation, cellular component: membrane; Sec61 translocon complex.